Molecule: messenger RNA, 420 nt
Organism: Impatiens glandulifera
Lineage: Eukaryota; Viridiplantae; Streptophyta; Magnoliopsida; Ericales; Balsaminaceae
Exons: 1
Coding region: 1-420 (139 amino acids)
Biological process (GO): double fertilization forming a zygote and endosperm; regulation of protein localization to cell surface; regulation of double fertilization forming a zygote and endosperm
Cellular component (GO): vesicle; extracellular region
Source: RefSeq, a predicted model, not a curated record
AUGGCGUCGAAGUUAUUGAUAACUUCCCUCGUAGUAUUUACGAUUGUGUUAUCCAUCAAGGCUGCUCCGGCUCCAGAAUUAGCAUCAGUCAUUGUACCGACGAUGCCGGCAGACGAACCGAGUUCGGCUCUUUCACCCGAAAGUUUGCAGCAACAACAACACACAAAUGGGCCAAUUGGAUUUUUCCCAUUUCCCGGGGUUGACAUUGCUGGUUGUUUUUCAGCAAUUUUCAAAGUAGAAGGAUGUGCUUUACAAAUAGUGCAAUCGAUCUUCGAAGGUCACUUAAUUGGCUUAAGCCCGGCUUGUUGCGAUAUAAUUGACGAUGUCAAAGACAAUUGUAUCCCCAAGGUUCUUCCUUUACCCGAUUUUCCGAUACCCUUUCUAUUCGGAAACUGUGGUAAACCGUCACUAAGGGAUUGA